Messenger RNA from Helianthus annuus (common sunflower), 688 nucleotides. Its product is annotated as 40S ribosomal protein S26-1. NCBI's taxonomy places the organism in Eukaryota, Viridiplantae, Streptophyta, Magnoliopsida, Asterales, Asteraceae. The transcript is spliced from 5 exons. The coding region runs from base 147 to 524 and encodes 125 amino acids. Gene Ontology annotation, cellular component: ribosome; cytosolic small ribosomal subunit. The record is from RefSeq and is a predicted model, not a curated record. Gene Ontology annotation, molecular function: structural constituent of ribosome; mRNA binding. Gene Ontology annotation, biological process: translation.
UGGGCUGAACAUGAGAAUGAUGUAAGGAGAAGUCCAAUAAAGGCUUUGAAACGUCGAAUAUUGGGCCCAAUAACCAAAUUAGGUCAUAUAAAACCCUAACUUGCUGUUCCAACCACAACAGCGCCGGAAUUUUUUCAUCAACUACAAUGACUUUCAAGCGAAGGAAUGGUGGAAGAAACAAGCAUGGUCGCGGCCAUGUCAAAUUCAUUCGCUGCUCCAACUGCGGCAAAUGUUGCCCUAAGGACAAGGCUAUUAAGAGAUUUCUUGUGAGGAACAUAGUGGAGCAAGCCGCUGUUAGGGAUGUUCAAGAAGCUUGUGCAUUUGACCAGUACACUCUUCCCAAAUUGUAUUUGAAGAUCCAGCAUUGUGUUUCCUGUGCUAUUCACUCCAAGGUGGUUCGUGUCCGAUCACGCACUGAAAGGAGGAACCGUGAGCCUCCAAAGCGGUUCAGUCGCCCAAGGGAUGAUGCUCCCAAGCCAGGUCAAGCACCACGUCCAGCUGGUCCUCCUGCCGCUCGUACUUGAGGAUAAUUGUUUUGAUCAAUGCACCCCAAGUAAUUUUUUGAGUUCUCAUUCUAGUAUGCUUUUAUGAAUGACUCUUUAGGUUUUGUUGAGAUUAUGUUGUUGGUUUCAAGUCGGAAAUGAAUUUCAAGCUUAAGUGCCAUGAACUCGAGUUUGUUUGAUGGGUU